This is a messenger RNA of Cyphellophora europaea CBS 101466, 1338 nucleotides long. RefSeq lists its product as uncharacterized. The record is from RefSeq and is a predicted model, not a curated record. Lineage: Eukaryota; Fungi; Ascomycota; Eurotiomycetes; Chaetothyriales; Cyphellophoraceae. The transcript has a single exon. Bases 1 to 1338 code for a protein of 445 amino acids.
AUGAAUCCCUUAGUGCUCGAUAUCUUGGGACAACAGGAACGCAUCAAUCUACUUUACACCCUACUGACUCUCUGCUUCGAGCUGCCCUCCAGCGCCGCGCCUGUGGACAUCUCAACGUGUCUGCAGAGCGGCCUGAAUAGCUUGGCAGUAAACUUCCCGUGGCUCUCUGGAAAGGUAAACCAGCGCGAUGGCGUGUUCAUGAUAGACGACUUCCAAGAAACUAUCCCCCUCAUACUAAAAGACCUCAGCCACGAUCAAGAUUGUCCUGAUUGGCAGCAACAGCAAAGAGCUGGGUUUCCAUUCCGGAUGCUACACGAGACUGUCGUCGCGGGAUGCAAGACUCUUGCUGCGUCGACGUUUCCCGCUUCCGGGCUGCCAGUCUUUGUUGUCCAAGCCAAUCUUCUCGCUAAUGGCUUGCUGUUGACGUUCGCUGCCCAGCAUGGGUCAAUGGACAUGACAGGCUUAGGUCAAGUUAUGUCUCUCCUUUCAGCCGCUUGCCGAGGGGAGAGGUUUACAGAUUCUGAAAUUUCGGUGGGAAAUAUGAAGCGUCAGGAUAUCUUGCCUGUGCUAGAUGAGUCACUUGCAGCACAGGAAGAUGACUCAGCUAUGGACCGCGAUCGGCUCGCCACAUCUGAUCAACGGACUCCGGUGGAUCAGCACUGUUUACCGGCGGACCUCGUCUGGGCAUAUUUCUCCUUCUCUGCACCUUCCUUGAGAUCGCUUAAGGGCGAAGCCAACAGAACCAUGCCUGAAGGAAAGUUUGUUUCAACCGACGAUGUUUUGAGCUCCUUCGUCUGGCAAAGAAUCAUUCGCGUCCGCCUCCUGAGACUCAACGAGCCCAGCGUGCUUUACUCUACUCUUUCGCGCAACGUUGACAUGCGCCGUCAAUUCUCCGUGCCCGACAAGUAUCCAGGUUUCCUAAAUCAUGCCACCGAACACACCUUCCCGCUCGACUGCCUCGUGAAUCGGAGCCUCGGGCAGAUCUCUGCAGAGCUUCGUGCGGCCCUCGAACCCACAGCUCUCCGCCGCCGGUUCAACAUGGAGACUACCAGGAUCCGCUGCAAGCAGCCGCAACAGAAAGCAUACUCCAAUCCCGAACUCGACAUCAGAUUAAGCUCGUGGGCGAAAGAGAGGAGCUACGGGCUAGACUUCGGGUUCGGCUUGCCUGUCGCAGUCCGGAGACCCGCUUUCACUGAUGGUGCGAGAGAGGGUCUUGCGUACCUCAUGCCCAAGCGGCUGGACGGCGAGAUCGCUGUUGCCGUCUGCUUGCGCAGUGAUGAUCUCUUGAGGCUGAGGACCGACGUGGAGUUCUCCAGAUACAGUACCUACAUUGGCUAA